Molecule: messenger RNA, 4236 nt
Organism: Epithele typhae
Lineage: Eukaryota; Fungi; Basidiomycota; Agaricomycetes; Polyporales; Epitheliaceae
Exons: 11
Coding region: 1-4236 (1411 amino acids)
Molecular function (GO): protein binding
Source: RefSeq, a predicted model, not a curated record
AUGUCCUUCUUCAGCAGGAAGAAGCAUACUCAGCAGCAGUCCAGCACUUCAGGUGCUCAAUCACCGCCGGCCGUGGCUCCCAUCUCUCAGGUCCAACAGCCCCCUGCAAGCCAACAGCAGUCGCAGAGGCAGCUAUCAAAGGAGACUAGUUACGACAGUGGUCUCAACGGUCGCGGCAGCCCUUCUCCUGCUGCGAAUGGCAUUCAACCGGGCAUUUCCCAGCAAGUCCAACGCCCUGUUAACGGUCAACCCCCACCACAAGGGACCAACAGUACCAAUCCCGCCCCCAGCUCCCACCAGAAUGGCCAGCAAGGCCAGUCGCAACAGCGGCCAGCAUUCCCAUGGUCCCAGCGUCGACUGCAACUUCCUCCCCCCGUCACCAUCCCUAAACCUGGCGUCGCGCCCCCCACAUCCCCUUCCCCGUCGCCAUUCCCGCGGUACGGCCAUGCACUUCCCGUCAAUGCCACGACCUCGGGUGAGCUCUUCCUCUUCGGUGGACUCGUGCGAGAGACUGUGCGGAACGACCUCUACCUCCUCUCAACACGAGACCUAUCUGCGACGCUGCUCCAAACGACGGGCGAGAUCCCCUCGCCCCGUGUCGGUCAUGCCAGCGCUCUCGUCGGGAGCGUGCUGAUCGUUUGGGGUGGGGACACGAAGACGAGCUCCAAGUCAAAACCCGGCGAUAAGCAGGACGACGGCUUGUAUCUGCUCAACUUAGUUUCUCGUGAGUGGACGAGGGUCGCCGUGUAUGGCCCGUCCCCCGUGGGCCGCUACGGCCACGCUGUCACGAUGGUCGGUUCCAAGUUCUACGUGUUCGGUGGCCAGGUCGAUGGGGAGUUUCUUAACGACCUCUGGUCUUUUGAUCUCAACUCACUGAGGACAAGGGCAACCUGGGAGCUUGUGGAGCCUGUGGAGGGCUCACCGCGUCCGCCAAAGCGAACAAGUCAUAUCUGUGUCACAUUUGGGGACCAGAUCAUUCUCUUCGGUGGAACGGACUGCCAAUACCAUUAUAACGACACCUGGUCGUUCGACACCAACACAAGGACAUGGGCGGAGCUGACAUGCAUUGGAUUCAUCCCUUCACCUCGAGAGGGUCAUUCCGCCGCCAUUGUGGACGAUGUCAUCUAUGUAUUUGGAGGUCGCGGUGUCGAUGGGAAGGAUUUGGGUGAUCUCGGUGCAUUUAAGGUUUCGAACCAGCGCUGGUACAUGUUCCAGAAGAUGGGUCCUGCUCCUACGCCACGCUCUGGGCACGCCAUGGCCUCCAUGGGGUCGCGAGUGUUUGUCUUAGGUGGUCUCGGCGGCGAGUCUCUCAACCCCCAAAAGCCUGAGGAUCCACUAAUGAUACAUGUACUGGAUACGAAGCACAUCAAGUAUCCAGACUCGAGCAAGCCACCCCCGGUGGCUGCGAAUGGACGCAAAUCAAUUGCGGCUCAGCCUCAAGCCGUGCAGCGCCCAAGCUCCGAGCACCCUCGUGAUGAGUCACCGAACCUUGUAUCCGAUAGUGACGAGGCUCGCCGCAUCGUCUCGCCUGCCGGCCGCCAGCAGGUGACGAAUGGAGUCUCGACGCAAUACAACAAGGGCAAGGGCAAGGCUCUAGAGGGCGAUGGGGAAAGCAGUCCCGAGACCAACGAGCCCGUCUUACGCGAACGUGCCGUUUCCCCUGACGGAGGCCGUGCGAAGAGUCCCCCCAUGAUUGCCAGUCGCGCAGUGUCUCCGGCGCAGAUGAACGACGUCUACGACCCUGCAGGGCCGCCGGCGAGUCUUGCUAGUGUUAUCAUGGCUCGCAAUGGCGCAACCGGUGCACGAAGUCCUUCCCCCAAUGUCGAUCGCAAGAACUCGAACGAGGCGUUCUACAAGCCAGCGUCGCCUACGAUGAACGGUUUCGCCAAGCCUGGUUCGACUGGCAACAUUACCGCUGACCUGAUCCGUGACCUGAAGGACAAGGAGGUCGAGGUCGAGGCGCUCAAGAAGAAGGAGGCUUGGAUGAAGGCUGCCCUUCUGAAGGCCGAGCGCGCCGGGUUCAUCUACGCGGAGACCGAAGAAGAGCUCUCUUCACGUGCGGACGAUGACGACAUUGACGGCCGGAAGGUCACCGAGAUGGUGAUCAGCCUCAAGCAGCUCAAGGCAAAGAUCCAGGCUUCCGUCACGGAACGCGCAAGAGAAGCGUCGGAACGGGUACAAGAGGCGGAGCGGGUACGAGCAAGUGCUGUGCAAGAAGCCGCUUUCUACCGAGCGAAACUUGCCGCACUGGAGUCCGCUUCGGAAACCGAGAUUGCCAAGGUUGAGCACGCACGCUCUGCCGAUCUUGAGCGUCAAUUGUCGCUCGCGCUUGCCAAUAAGGAAGACCGCGACCACAAGAUCAAGGAGCUCAGUGACACCAUGUCGCUGCAGACGACCCUCCUCGAGCAGGCUGAAGCCCGGGCCGACGAUGCAUCGCGACGCGCGGACACCAUAUCGCAGUCGUACGAACAGGCCUCUGGCGCGGAGAGGAAGCUUCGGGAAGAUAACGCACUUUUGGAGACCAAGCUACGUGACACGACCGACAAGCUCAUGGCACAGACCUCUCUCGUUGAGCAGCAAGAGGCGGAUUAUAUCAAGGCCUCCACCCAGACACGGGCCGCAGUCACCGCAGCCUCUGCCCGUGCGGAAGAAGUCGACGCCCAGUACGCUCGCGCUCGCGAGCAUGUCAGCCAGCUCGAGGCCGACGUCGCGGACCUCCGUGGUGAGCUCGAGGCUCGGACGUCAGAGAUCGAGGCCGCUCGCGUUCGCAUCACGGACGUCGAGAACUUCUGGGCGAAGUCGCGGGAGGAGGCGGACCACUUCCGUGCACUGACCACCGGCAGCUUGGGCAAGCUCCUCGACUCCCACAACGAGCUCCGCAGCGACGAGACUCGCCUCACUCGCGGGUACACGGAGAAAGUGGCCGCGCUCCAGAACGAAGUUAACUCGCUCCGCGACAUGCUCAAGGACGCCAACCAGCGUGCCGAGGAGACUCAGGAAGAUAUUUCCAAGGAGCGCCGCAAGCUUCGCGAAGCCGAGACCGAACGCUCUCCCUUCGUUCGCAGCGGCCGUAUUCGCAAGGAGCUCGCCUCGAAGGACGCAGAGCUGCAGGGCAAGCACAAGGAAGUAACGGCCCAUUCGAUGCGCCUCGAUGCGAUGCGUUCCUACCUCGCCGCUCAGGGCAUCGUCGUCGAGGACGAGCACGGCAAUCCCCUCCGUGCCGACGACGUCACCACCGCUCGCGUCCAGGAGCUCGAAGGCCACCUCUCUGAGCGCAUCCGCGCGCACGAGAUCGUCGAACGGGAGCUGCAGACGCUGCUCACGCAGAAGCAGGACUCGGACGCUCAGGUCGAGUCUCUCUCUGCCCAACUCGACCGCCUCCGCGCGCAGACCCCUCCCCAUCGCAAUGGCGACGCCAACAACGAUGUCGUGGUUGCAGAGCUGCGGAAGGAGCUGGAGGAGACGGAGAGCUCGUACAAGGCUCGCUUGCAGCAGCUCGAAGAGGAUUAUCAGCUUGCGGUUCAUUACGUAAAGGCGACCGAAAAGACCAUGCGCAAGAUGAAGGACGAGCUCAGCAAACAAAAGAACCUCAACCAGAGCAUGCAAGCAGAGAUGGACCGCGGUUCACCUAGCAUGAGGCUACGUGGCUUGAACGGGCGGGGCACGCCAUCGUCCGACGAGGGCAAUGAGUUCCUCCGCAACCAGCUCCAGGACGCUCAGAGUCAAGUCCGGCGCCUCAACGCUGACAACAAAGAGCUUCGGUCGCGUAUCGACACCCUCGAGCAAGACCUCGAGCACAUGCGCGACAACGUCAUCGCCUCCCAACGAGACUCGGAGGACCGCCUGGCGCGCAUCGACGAGCUGGAACAGGACAUCGAACGCCUGCAGGGUUCUCUCACCAUCGCCCGCGGCGGCCGCGAGGAUUCGCUCUUCGAGCAGCUCAACGCGGAGAACGCGACUCUCAAGCACGAGAACGAGCAGUUGUCGCACAAAAUCGAGCUCCUGCUCGGCGUCGACCAGCCCGAUUUCGGUCACGGGCGCCCCGUGUCUGGCUUCUCGGAGCGCCGCACAAGCACAUCGAGCUCGGAGAACGCCAUGGCGUUUGAGCACCUCUCGAGCGAGCUGGACGACUGGCAGCGGCAGCUCGCCAGCUCCAUGAGCAAUCAUCGCAGGCCGGCCCUUGAUUACGAUUCACAACCUUCGCUCGGUCAUGAACGAGUACGAUCGCGUUCAUGA